ACCCGGAAUGAGAAUGAGAAUGACUACCCAACAACCCAACUCACUAAAUCAAACCACCAUUCGAACCAACUGGAGAUAAAAAAAAAACAACCCGGAGAAAAAGAAGUCGUGGAUAUCUAUUGCAAUACUUCGACGGCCUUAAACAAGCUCAACGUACUUUAGCGGGAACUACAUAUUAGGCGCAUGUAUAUGCCUGCAGGAGCUUGUAGGUUUGUGCUUGGAAGUAAUGGCUAGAUAGCCAAGAGUUCUUCUGAGCCAGAGAGUUGGGCACGGGAUCUGAGGAGAGGGUCUUUGGGACUGUGGUGGUUGGUGUAUUGAGUAGGGAGGGUAUUGGAAGGCAGGGAGGGGAGGCUCGGAGGGUGCCUCGGCUCGGCUACUGUAUGGCAUUCUUAGGGAGGAGGCAGGGAGGAUGAUCAUAACACCCACCAUGAAAUCCACAUGCAGAGCCAGAAAACCGGUUGUAUUAGAUACACGUUGAAGGAGAGGGUAAGAUUUUCACUGCCAAAGCUGAUAAUCAUCCCGUUGCCGACUGGUUUACAACAAGUCAGAAGUUCACAGGGCUUUGAGGAGUUCUUGUCUUGAGAGGAGGUUUUACGUCAACUUUUCGCCUCAAUCUCGCUCUUUCGGCUUAGCGAUCAUCAAUCAGUAUCACUCACUUACCUACCUACCGACCUACCUACCUGCCCACUCAAGCACGUCUUCAUUAAAUCCUUCUUUUAACAACUUACUUGAAACCCAUCUAUCUAUCAAUCUAUUACAAAAUAUGGUAUCCUCCACACCCCAAAAAGGCGAAGGAGAAACAGAAGAUAUACCCCUCCCGAAUAAAACAUACACCAUCCCCAGCACAGGACAUACAUAUGUAUACAUCUAUCAUCCAGCCCAGCAUAUCAAUAUCGAGGGAACGAGUAACAAGAAGCACCCGACUCUCCUCUGGCUACAUGGAUUCCCUAGUACUUCAGCCGAAUGGCGCAACCAAGUCCCCUAUUUCCUCAAUCUCGGCUACGGCAUCCUGGCUCCAGACUUACUGGGUUAUGGCGGGAGUUCAAAACCGCUGGAUGUUGAUGCGUAUGUGGGGAAGGCGAUGGCUGCUGAAAUUGUGGCUAUUUUGGAGAAUGAGGGCGUGUAUGAGGAGGGAGGGGGAGAGGUAGUGGGGAUUGGGCAUGAUUGGGGAACCUAUCUCCUCUCCCGCCUCGCAACGUUCUACCCAGAGCGGUUCUCCGCACUUGUCUUCAUGAGUGUGGGAUUCCACCGGCCGGGGGUGAAAGGUAAUAUUCAUGCUGUUAACGAGAAGACGAAGAGGAGGUUGGGGUAUGAACAGGCUGGGUAUCAGGUUUGGUUUGCUAGUGAGGAGGCGGGGAGGGUGCUUGGGGAGAAUUGGGAGACCUUCUUCAACCUCAUCUACCCCACCAACCCCCAAACCUGGACCACCUCCUUCGCCCCCCUCGGAUCCCUCAAACGCUUCCUCCUCACCAACACCCACUCCUCAACCUCCCACAUCCUCGCCCCCUGGAUCUCACCCCAAGCAAAAGACCACCAUCAUAAAAACUUCACCGUGGAACCCGGCUCCAUCUCUGGAUACGAAGCCCCACUAAUGUGGUAUAAACGCGGGAUUCAAAGCACCGGGUGGGAGGACGAGAAGAGAGCGUUGGACGUGGGAGAGAUAAGAAGGGAUUUAAGAGAUUUGGGUGGAGGAAAGGGGAGGGUGUUGAUGGUGGGGGGAUUGAGAGAUACGGUUUGUAGUGCUGAGACGGCGAGGAUGGUGAUGAGGGGGGUUGUGGAUGAGGGGAAGCUGAGGUGUGUUGAUGUUGAUGCGGGGCAUUGGAUUAUGCUUGAGCGACCGGGGAAGACGAAUGAGAUUUUGAGGAGGUUUUUGGAGGGUGAGAUGGGAGGUGGGGUAGGUAGUAGAUUGUAAUUGAGCUCUGGAGAAGUUCGAGGAGAAGGGGAAGAUACGGGUGAAGUGGGAUGGAGUGCCAAUUUUCUUUGAAUGAAACAGCUUCUAGAUAUUAACGUGUUUCUCAUAUAGUUCUGAUUAUAUGAUUGAAGUAUUGCCU
Cadophora gregata is the source of this 2051-nucleotide messenger RNA. RefSeq lists its product as uncharacterized. NCBI's taxonomy places the organism in Eukaryota, Fungi, Ascomycota, Leotiomycetes, Helotiales, Ploettnerulaceae. Gene Ontology annotation, molecular function: hydrolase activity. The transcript is spliced from 4 exons. The record is from RefSeq and is a predicted model, not a curated record. Bases 764 to 1912 code for a protein of 382 amino acids.